Messenger RNA from Chara braunii, 2251 nucleotides. Lineage: Eukaryota; Viridiplantae; Streptophyta; Charophyceae; Charales; Characeae. The record is from the annotation of a GenBank genome assembly.
ACCCAACGCUUCUUCGAUCAGACGGUCACCGACCUCCCAUUCUUCCUCACUCUCGAGCCGACUGAGCGUUCCCCGGCGUCUCGUCGCCACCGCACCUCUGCACAUUUCGAUGUGAUGGAGACGAGGUACGACUUCAUUCUCGGCACUCUGUGGUCUCGUCGGUUCCGCAGCACCGAGGCCGAUUGGGCGACCAACACUCUCGUUCUCAAAACGAAGUGCGGACAGACGUAUCGCGUACCUUUCAUAGGUACCACGGCGACACCACACCCCGAUCCUCCUCCCCCGGCGCCUUCAGUGCCCACACCAUCUCCAUCUAUCACUGUCACCUCGCCUCGGCAGUUCGCUCACUUCAUUCGACAGGACGAUGUCACCUUCUUUAUGGUGGACGUGACGGAUCUCUUACACUAUGAUCCACCAUGUCCCGACGCCGAGCUCAUCCCUCUGGAGCCAGAUCCUCCCUCUAUCUCUAUAGCUCCCAUCUCUACUUCCGUCCCUCCGCCGUCCGUCGAGUCCACCCCGCCGUCGCGCGCUGACGCUGACGCUGAGGAACUCGCACGAGAUACGGCUGACUUGGAGCCCGCAGUUCGUGACCUCAUCCGACAGUACCACGGCGUUUUCCCAUCGUCGCUCUCGUACGCCGGCAUCCCACCGAUGCGUGACGUCGAGCACUCCAUUCAGCUCGUGCCUGACUAUCGUCUCCGCUUCUCCUCGUCUUACCAUCCUCAGACUGAUGGUCAGACCGAGAUCACGAACAGGACUCUCGGGGAUAUUCUCCGAAAGAUUGUUCGUGACGACCAGCAGGUGGAUCUCCAUCUUGCCCACGCGGAGAUAGCCUACAACCACGCCGUCUCGCCAGCCACGGGGAUGUCGCCUUACUAUUGCGACCUCGGCUAUCACCCGCGUGUUCCCGCGGACUUCCUUCGACCGUCCCAGAUGCACCCCGACACGAGUUGUCCCGCGCUGGAUGAUCGGGUUGCACACAUGACGUCGAUUAUGAAGACCGCACAUGAGCACAUAGCCGCUUCCCAGACUCGCGUGGCAGCACGUGCGAACCGAUCGAGGAUGGAUCACCCAUUCAAGGUCGGUGAUGAUGUGCUUAUCGACGCCCGCCACUUACAGCUCGAAGCGGACACGCUUCGCAAGUUUCGGCGUCGCUUCUUUGGCCCAUGCCGCAUCCUCCAGGCCGUUGGUUCUGAUACGGCAUCUAGCCCGGUCAGCUUUCGUGUGAAGCUGUCCGACUACCUACGCCAGGCUCGUGUGCAUGAUGUCUACCACGUCUCGAUACUGCGUCCUUACCGCAGACCGUCUGAGCGUUUCGUUGGACGACCAUACGAGCGCCCUCCACCCAUCAUGGUGGACGGCCACGAGGAGUUCCUCGUUUCAGACAUCAUUGGUCGCCGAGUCACCGACGACAAUCCUCCCCACGUCGAGUAUCUCAUACGUUGGAAGGGUUACCCUGAUGAGGAGGCUACCUGGGAGCCCCUCGUGCACUUGCAGCACGCUCGCAUGUUGGUGCGUGCCUAUGACCGUGCUCGUCGUGCUGGGUUCACUGCUCCUCCUCAGCCCACUGACCCUCCUCCUUCUCCUCCGGCUGAGGAGACCGCUGAAGAGCGACGGACCGAGCGAGAGGGAGAGGAGGAAAGAACGCCGAUGGUAGACGACGGGAGGACAGUACCCGAUGAGAAGGGCGUCUCGCAGCUCGCGAGACCACGUGCGUGCAAGCCCACUGGGCCAUCGUUAGUCCGUUCGAGGACGCCGGAUGCGAAGUCGCGUGUGAACGACUGAUCAUCUCACUUGAUUGGUCUGCUUUCAUUUCAUAUGUACGGGCAAGAAACCUAGGAGAGAGAAGAGAGGGCAUCCGACCACCUCACAUCUUUGUCCCCUCGUCCGAGGGCUGUUCCGCACGUAAGGGGGAAGAAUAUACUAUGAAGCGAGUUUAGGGGCACCUGUGCUAGAAAGAGCGUGUGUGUGUGUGUGUGUGUGUGCGCGUCUUCGCGGGCGUGUGCGUGCGUGUGCGUGCGUGUGCGUGUGCGUGUGCGUGUGUGCGGGCAUCUGUGCGUGCGGUUGCGUGUGUGCACGCGGGUGUGCGGGCAUCUGUGCGUGUGGGUGUGUGGGCAUCUGUGCGUGCGUGUGUUUGCGGGCGCGCGCGCGUUCGUGCGUGCGGGUGCGUGUGUGUCUGCCUGCGUGCGGGCGUGUGUGUGUGUUGGGUGUGUGUGUGUACUCUUGUGUGUUCGGGGGCAGUGGGAGCGCU